Ciona intestinalis (vase tunicate) is the source of this 1784-nucleotide messenger RNA. The record is from RefSeq and is a predicted model, not a curated record. Lineage: Eukaryota; Metazoa; Chordata; Ascidiacea; Phlebobranchia; Cionidae.
GGCCCCGCCGGGCGUGUUUUAGUAGGACCGGAAAAGACAGACGGACAUCAUUAUUGUAGGGGCGUUAGGACAAUUGCUAUAAGCGAUAGGACAGUAUAGAAGAUUUGUGUGGCUUUAGUUUGUAUGUUAUACAACGACGUCGAACAUGGAGCAGGAAAACGAAGACGUUACUGACCAACGUGCGCUCAUGUUUCUAACAGAUAUACCCUUGAGUUUAAACUCUGCUUUGAAGUGCCAUCUGAACAGUGAGCUAAAUUUAGAUUCAACAAACAAUAUAUCAGAAGAUUCUUUUAAUGAUUCUAUCAAUUCAACGAAUUCCUUUGAACAAGAAGCCAGGAAGGAUAAAACAGAUGAUUGGGCCGCCAGGUAUUUAAGGUUUCAAGGUUCAUACCACUACAAGCGCUCCGUUUCGAAUUACGAAAAGGCAUCUGGUAAUAAAGAAACCAGAAAAAGGCCCUUGAGUGGCGGCAACAUACUGAUGGGCAUUCCUUCCAGUUCAAGGCAGUGGCAAUCACACCGAAGUCAUCGAAAAAACUUUGUAACAAAACUGAAGAACGUUACAACCAAUAUGAUGUUGCAUAACAGAGUUCUGCUUGUCUCUCCACCACACAACAACCCAUGCGCGAUAUACUCUGUGAUACAGUAUGGAAAACACCUUCAAAAGUUAAAAGGUGCGAGCCAUGAAAGCAAGAACCAAAUCUUACCCCAGCAUGAUUACACAGAUCAUGGGAAAAUUACUUCUGGGUCAAAUAUUUUGCCUUCAGACAAGAAUGUGGUCUCUUAUAAACAUCUUCUUAGUCCAACUAUAUCUUUACCAGAAGGAGUGAACUUACAAAGCUCUGAAUGGACGUCUGGGAAACAUCGGGUAGUUCUUACUUUUAAAAGUCACUUGGUUAGUUUUAUCAAGUACACGAAACCCAGUGAUCUGAAGCGUGACCUAAACCUUAAGUUUAAAGAAGCUUUUCCUCAGGUUGCUGUUACCUUGUCUAAAGUUAGAUCAUUGGAGAGGCAAAUGCUAAGAACAGCGAAAAUAUUUGGACUUCAAACUGGGGUUCUUGCGUGCGCAAAGGCAUAUUUUGAAAGACUUUUGUUUAAUUAUAUGAUUAGCAAGUCCAAUCGUCAUCAUAUUGCUGCUGUGUGUUUACUUAUCUCUGCAAAAGUUCAUGGUGACUUAAUGAUGGGAUCUGUAGCUAAUUUACUCUCGUCACUAGAGCAUUCAUUCAAGACAAGCAAGUCGAAUUUGCUCCGGUUGGAAUUUUCAGUGUUUGCUGCCCUUGAUUUUUCCUUGGCAGCUCCAAUCGACAACGAAAGUUAAUGAACAAUCUAUGUGAAUGCUACUGUUGGAUUUUGAUAUGUUUAUUUUUAUUGUCAAGAGUUUAUGUCGUUGGGUAAUUUUGAAUCUACCUCAAGUAAUCACCCUUGAAACUUCACAAAACUAGGCAAUUGUGUUUUUGUUAUAAUUUCAUUUAUAUAUAUUUAUAACGAUGAUGUCCAGCUAUAAGUUGUUUGUUGUAUGUUUGGAUGCUGUAAUCCUUUUAUAUUAUUUUUUUAAUGACCCCCGCAAAAUGAAAAAAUAAUAAUUACCUUGAUUGCGUUGCUUUAACUUUAAAAGGGAUGAGACGAACGCUUCAUGGCAGAUUCUUUUUAUACAAACUUAUUAAUAAUCGGUAUUUUUAUGAUUUCAAAAUAGGAAUAGUUGGUUUAUAUGUCCUAACAAAUAACGUUUAUGGUCGUUUCGUUUGCUUUGAGCUUUUUAUAUUUUCAUAUUUGUAUUUGGCGCAUUU